Messenger RNA from Anopheles funestus (African malaria mosquito), 7935 nucleotides. RefSeq names its product protein encore-like. The coding region runs from base 942 to 7709 and encodes 2255 amino acids. The record is from RefSeq and is a predicted model, not a curated record. NCBI's taxonomy places the organism in Eukaryota, Metazoa, Arthropoda, Insecta, Diptera, Culicidae. The transcript has 14 exons. Gene Ontology annotation, molecular function: nucleic acid binding.
UCCGGCGGUGGCCACAGUUCGGUUCUGAGCCUUCGCGAAGCCCCACACGAUUGCCGUCGCAAGAGAGCGUGUGCGGUGUGCUGUGCAUGUGUGCCUGUGUGUGUAUGUGUUUGUGUGUGUAUGUGAGUGUUUUUUGCGCUUUAUACCCUGAAGCUGUAAACAAGAGAUGAUAAAUAUUAAAAUAAAAGCAAGCAUAAACACUGCGCUCUAGAGGUGUUAUGAUUCAAACGGAACGUGGGUGCAAAGUGUCGUGAUUAGUGAGAAAGUGUGUUUUGUGUUUAUGUUCCCGUGGUUUUUUUUUCUCUGCAUUCUGAGUUCGAAUAAUCAUUCUGUGUCGUAUCUGGUGUCGUGUGCCGUGAAUGUGUUUGCAUCAAUACAAGAAAUGCAGAAAGUGCGUUAAAGAAACACACACACACGCAGCAACCGUCAUCCCCGCCCGCCCCCCGCCAUCGGUGGGGUGACACCGCGGCUAAUCAGCAGUAGUACGAGUACGUGGAAGGGAAAGGGUGCGGACGCCACACUUCCAUAUUGCGUCCAUCAACUUUUCUGGCCUGGAGCGCGGAAAACGUACGGACCGGCAAAAUUUUCCUCACACACUUCUUCCGCUGGACCGGAAAGCUACUGCUCGGAGCAAGCUGGCUGCUCUCGCUGAUUAUUUCGGAGACAUUUUUCUUUCAUUAACCAGCAAGAAAAGUUCGUCCAAGGGCAAGCACAAGAAGAGCCGAAAGGGCAAGAAACCGUUGGUAGCAUCGGCAUUGUCACCAACGUCCAUCACGUCGGGCCUGUCCGUAUCUUCUGCAUCUGAUUCGCCCUCAUCGCCCACACAAAACGCAUCCUCAUUUACUGCUACAGUUGCUUCGACACAGUUGCUUCGCACGUCGGCACCAUCAUCCGCAUCGGGAACGGUAGUAACGGAAAGCAUCACGUCCUUGCAGCAGACGAUGAGCACUGUUGCCGUUGCUGCGCAGCAGCAUAUCACUGAUAGCCGCACGCACAGCCACAAUCUCGCCGAGCAGCAACCUGCGGCGAGCGUCAGUUCGAUAUCGGUCGAGAACGGACAUUCUUCCGGUAUGCCAUGUGCGCCCUGUCCGAGCAAUGGUUCGACCUUAGCGGGCAUUUCGCCCGAAUCGGCAGCUACAGUUCCUGGCUGUGGUGGUGGAGUUGUUGGCUGUAGUAGCGACAGUAUCAGUAGUAGUACUAGUAGUAGUAGUGGCAACGCCAUGGCAGACAGCCAAACAGACACAAGUGCUCCAUCUGUUGGAGGUGAUGGACAGCAACAACAGAUGAAGCAGCAGCAGCAACAACAACAGCUUGUCGACUCCCCUCAACAGCAGCAACAGCAAGAUCAACCUGCUGCACCGGGCAGCCGUCCGACGUCCGGUGGCCGACAGCAAAGGAUUGCUGGUGGAAAAGGCAAGCAUUUAACACGCAGUCACGCGAUGCGUGAGUCAACUUCCCCGCCCCGAACACCAACACCACGAUCUCCAUCCGAUACGCACAAUAGCAAUCCAAUCAGUAGCACCGGCAGCGGUAGUACGGGUGGAAUAAGCAACACGACCACUGCCACCACUACGAUUGCCAGUAGCAACAGCAGCAGCAGCAGCAGUGGUAUCGCACUCAGCAAUGGUCCCCAAGGCCAGCCAGAACGAUCGUCAGGAGCAGCAUCCACCAUGAGCGACGCCGAAUCGCUGGCCAAACAUAACAGCGCUGGCCCGGGCGGAGGUGGUGGUGGGACUGGCGGUGGCACCAGUGGCAACAGUUCACCAAACAUCGUCCUCUUUGCCGGUGGUGAGGAUCAGCAACGUAAUGGUAAAUCUCAGCUAGAUUUAGACUUCCCGAAGCUGACACCGCCGAAGACGUCCUUUAAUCCGAACGCUGGUAGUAACGGUGCGCAUCAUCCACACUCGCAAAAGGGAAACAGUGUGAAGAGCAACGGAACGGCAACUCAUCACGCUAGGGCGAAUGGUAGCGCACCCGGUGGUGAGCCAGACAAAUCGGCACCGUUGACAACCACCGCCGGUGCGACGUUCUCAGUAGCGACCGGAGGCAGCAAUAACGCGAAACAGACAACACCGUCACAGCAAGGCGUGACGAGCACGGUUUCACCUAACGGCACCGAUACACCGGACGGUGGUGGAACGACUCGCGGCGGAGGUGGGAUGCUAGCGAGUCAAAGUCCGUCCAAUCAUAAUCUCGUACCGGUGUCCGGAUCUGGCAAUGUAUCCGCGGCAACAUGUGAUACUACUGCGGUCGGAGGUGAUCCGUCGAUGGCGGGUGCUGUAGGCAAAGCGCUGUCUACGCAUACCGCUCCGGCACAGUCAGCUGCGAAUAGCAACUUUUGUGAUAACGAUGGUCGCCAUGGUUCGUACCAGCACCAGCAUCAGCGCGAUGUGAGCUUUAGCGACAAUGAAGGAGCUGGUGGUGGCCCGACGACGAACGUCGACGGUCAGAUCAAUAUACAGUUCUCGCACGAAACGGAAACACGUUACAUCCAGUGCGAUAGUCCUACGGAUAGCCUUAUGCGAAGCGGUAGUAAUGCGGGUGGUACAGGUACUGGGCCAACUACCACACCACCCAGUGGUGGCGGUAAGAAACGUAGUGGUGCUUCCGGGAAGGGUGGAAAUAAGGCGACCCGGUUGAAACAUCUGAGCGGAGGCUCGUCCUCCAGUGUUGACGGAGGUGGCGGAGGAGGCACCGGUGGCGGUGGUGGUGGUGGAAAUGGCGGCUGUGGUGGCGGGAUGGCUUCGUUUAUGUCGCGCGACAGUCUCUGCGAUCCGUUCACCGACCAGAGCGGUGUGAAUUUGCUUCAGUUUUUCAAGGAAACGCUGAACAAAAACUUCAAAGACCGCAACAUGCUGAUGAAGAUUGAGAAGGAGCUACUAUCGCUGGCGAUGGAUCGUAGCCGGAGUCAGAUGAAAUUUCCGCCCAUGUCUUCCUACAACCGAAUGUUGAUACACCGGGUGGCGGCCUACUUCGGCAUGGAGCACAACGUGGACGCAACGCAGCAGUGCGUGAUUGCGGAGGUGACACCGGCCACCCGCAUACCGGACAUACGGUUUAAGAAUCUCAUUUCGGACAGCUUCUCGGAGGAACCGCGCAAAUCCAUCCUGAAGCGGGACACGCACAGCUUCGACGAGUACCAUCGGUUCGGUAGCGGUGCUGGCGGUGGUGGUGGAGGAGGAGGAGGAGGUGGUGGUGGAUCCGGAAGUGGUCUUCUGCACUGUCCCGAUCGGGGCAUGCUGGAUCGGAAAGCGAAAAGCUUCGAGGAGCGUGAGGAAGAGUAUGAGAAGUCGAAGCGGAGAUUAUUCAAAAAUCGCGAGCAUGAUUCCGAGUCCGAUCAGUGGCAGUGGAUAUCGACCGAUGGUGGUGGUGUUGCUGGUGGCGGCGCCGGUGUUGGUACGACGCUGGUUGACCUCAAUGCCGCCCGGCACCAGCAUAAACUGCAGAACAAUCGCUUGCUGAAAGUACAAUCAGUGUCAAUUGAGGGACGAUCGGAAGAACGGCCUUGCGUAUCGAAAUCUCACAGCUUCGGAGGUUAUGGAGGAUCGUCACAGAAUGCAUCGUUGCUGCGGGGCGAUUCGAUAACGUCAACCAAAAGUGCCGGUGCGCGGUUGUUUACGAAGCAGGACUCGAACGCCAGCACCAACACGCCCUGGAGGCUGUCCCCGUCAAGCAGUGGGUCGUACCUUACUUCCAGUUACAAAACCCAAUCGAUCCGCUCGGAUUCGGUAACACCGUCCCCAACUGGCUACGGCAGCGGUGAUCACACACCGGAACCGUGCGUCCCAUCACCGUCGGCUACGUGCGGCGUCAUGUGGGCCGUCACCGACAUGGCCAGUGUGCCGAAGGGAAGUGUACUGAUUGAUCCCCAGACGUUUCAGCCGAUUGUUAACCAGGACGGCUCGCUGUAUCAUUUCGACCCAUCCAAUCUACCACCGGCUGCGGGCGGUCCGUGGCCACCAAGUGGCAAAAUGUCGAAGCGAAGGUUUGAAAAGCAAAAGUCAUUCAACAGUAAGAACAAUCUCAAUAGUAGCAGUUCGCUCGAAAGCGCUACAGAUGGGCCGUCGCUAGGAAAGACGGUCGAAUGUGGACAACAGACGGCAAUUCCUACCGUCGGUGAGUGCGGUACCGGUGCCAUCACGACCAUCAUGACGGUGGUAUCAACGACAGCGACAACGACACCGACCACCAUCGCGGAGGAGGUGGUCAACGAGCUCGGAUGCUACGAUGUGGGUGUCAACUCUGGCGGCCUAAAAUUACUAAGCGUUAAAGAUAAUCCAGAUAUGGAUGAAAACUCAAGCCUCUGCGAAGAAAUCUCACAAACGACAAACGAGCUUGGUGGGUUGAAGUUACAGAAACAUCAAGCCACUAGUCCUAUGCUGCAGGCAAGCGAACUGCAGCCAAUCGAUAUGAAUGAAAUACAAUACGGUACCAAUCAGCACGAAAGUGGAACACUCAUGCAUACUGCCAACUCUGCACUGCUGGAUAAUGAUCGAUCCUUGAUCGACGAAGUGGUGGAAGUGACGGGAGAGGAGCAAGACGAUCUCGGCGAUAGGCUGGACGCGCUGGACAAACCCGACCACAACAAUCCGGCUCUCGGUGCUGCUGUACAAUUGUUGCACGUACACGAUCCUGUCAGUAGUAGCAGCACGCUGGAUGCCGGCGAAGACGAUGACGAGGAUCGUAGCGAAACUCCGACCGACGGUGGACAGGAGGAGGUGGACAAGAAAAAUGACAUGGUUAAGGUAGCUAACGUGGUACAGACGGUAGUACCUUUGACCAGUUAUGCGAGCACCACCACAACACCGAACGGUGGUAGUGGUGUCGGUGGUGGCGGUGUUAGCGCUUAUACCGUCACGUACGAUGGUGGAGGUAGUGGUCAUCCGGGUGCUACCGUAUACGCAACCGGUACGCCAGGCCUGUCAACGACGACAUAUCAGACCGCGCCGGACGGUGCCAUUUAUGCCGUACCAUCCUCGCUGGUCUACACAUAUCCCACGGCAAUGGAUCCAACCGAAAUGUCCGGUGGGUACUUUGUGCCAGUGUACGAUCCGCAGCAACAGCGUGAAGCGAGCCUCUGUUCAACACCGGGCGCUUCCAUCUACUCGGCUCCGGCCGGUGCGACUUCGACAGUAUUGCAUCCGAUCGCGUACACACAGAGUGCGGCUGCUGCUGCGGCUGCAGCUGCCGCUGCCUAUACUGGUGCGCCACUGUACCAAAAUCCGGUGAUGUAUUCGUCCGACCAAUUCCCCGCGGCACAAGCGGCCGCCGCUGCAGCAGCCGGUCAGCUUUCACAGUAUCCCAUUAGCUACCCGAUCGGAAUAGGAUAUCCGUUUAAUGGGGCUGCGUACCAAAACUACUGGAAUCAACCAAUCACUUACUACGUUCCUCAGACGCCCGUACCAUCAACGGUGGGCGGUGCGUCAAUACUAAUGCAGCCUCCGAUACCGCAAACUCCUACCAAUGGUGGAAUUAUCACAACCACCGCAUCAACACCGAGCACCGGCAACAAUUCGUCGGGUGCGCCUAUUUCCGGCAAGCGCAACACGACUCCUCCCAACAGUGGGCACGGUCAAUCGCAAGGUGGCGCCACGCACAGUGCCUCGGUAACACCGGUUCCGAUAUCACCGUUCACCGCCAAUAUUUCCGUACCACUGCCCGAUUCGUCAUCGGCUGCCGCUGCCGCCGCCGCUGCUGCUGGUGCGCCGAUGUACGCCGCCUUCCCGCAACCACUGUACCCCAACAUGCUUCCAUUUGCAAGCCCGAUGGCGACACAUCCUCAUUCGGUUGCGGCCACUGCCGGCACGCUGGUACCCACUGCCGCAUCAUUCCAUCCGCAUCCGCCAUCCGGUGGAGCACAGCAUCAUCCCGCUUCUUCUACCGGCGGUACGCACGGUGGUGAAUCGACACCACUGUCCGGUGGUAAUGGGCACCAUCAGCAUCAUUCACAGUACCACCAUCAUCAGCAUCACCAGCAGGGCGGCAGCAGUGGUCACUAUUCCAGCGUGAAUGGACCAUCGAAUGGAGGCGGUAACAGCAGCAGCAGUAGUAGCAGUAGCAACAGCAGCCACAGUGGUGGCAACCACAGUACCAACUGUGCGACAAACGCACCGACACCACAGUCGACGCCCAGUACACCGCUUUCCCUGCCAAUGUCUAUGCCAUCGCAUCACGGUGGUGUUCCCGGUGCAACGCAUAAAGGCAUGCCGCUCUUUCCUACACCUCCCAUUAUGCCGAGCGUAACCGGAGGUGGAGGAUAUGCCGGUGGGCAUCAUCAUUAUGGUGCGUCGGAUGAACGCAAAGCGGGAAAUGGAGGUUACCAGGGUAGCAAACCGCGACAACCCAAUGCAAACUCCGGUGCAAACGGUGGAAGCUACUUUAGCUACAAUGCGUCCGCGAACGGUGGCCGACAGAUGACGCCGAACAGCAAUGCGGGAAGUGGCAGCUAUCAACCGCCCGGUGGAGGUGGCAUGAAGGGAAGCUACGCACAGAACAAUACAGGGAACAAUAACCAAAACCAGAACGGUCCACUGAUCCUGGGACCGCCUCCGUCGGGUAAGGGUAAUCGCCACGAUGGUACCGCGCCGCAAAACGUAACCAACGCGAACAGCAACUCCUCCAGCAAGCCACCACUGAUACCGACGCUGCCGAGCAUGGUCGUACCGGGUGCGGCCGCACCGAGCACGGGAAUGGCGGGCGAUAAGACGCGUCUGAAUCGCUCCUCGAAACCGCCCAAUCUCGAUCUGAAGCGCAGCUACAACAGCAACAGUUACGGUGGGGUGAACAACCGUAACACGCCCAGCACAAAUUCGAACGAAAGCAAUGGCUCACCGAACAGUAUUACGUCGUCGUCUGUGCACGAGCACGGUGCAUCUCAAUCGCAUCAUCCCAUGGGACCGCCGCAUCAUGCCGCAGCUACACAUCACCACGGUGGCCACGGUGGUAACAAUCAUCCGUCGACACCGACCUCGCAUCAUCACGGUAGCAACCAUCCGGUCGUGUCGGCCGGUGGCCAACCAUCUCAGCACGGUACACUGCACCAUCAUCAUCAUCCGGCGCAUCCGCACGCGCAACACCAUCAUCCCCAUCACGGUGGAAACCAACCGAUGCCGCCCGGUGUUCAGCAACAAACUCACGGUGGUCCCGGUGGAGGUGGCGGUGGAGGAGGAGGAGGGGCUGGUGGUACGACACAUUACUAUCAUCCGGGUGGAGGUCAAUCGAUGGCACCAGCUGGAGCAGGGCAGCAGCACCAUUCCGGCCAAUCGUCGUAUUAUUCGGGCGGUGCAGGAAACGGUCCAUCACAGCGCGGAGGCAGCGUAGGAAGCAAUGGCGGUGGCAGUGGCACCGGUUCCGGAUCCGGUGCGAACACCGGUGCACACACCGCGACACAUCCGCACGCGAUGCCUGCAGCUGUAAUGCAUAAUUCGGCUGUUGCUGCAGCAGCCGCUGCUGCCGCGGUCGAACCGUACCAUCAGCAGCUGAUCCCGAUCAAUGCCGCUACCGGGAUGUCUUACGUCAAGAUUGGCCAGGCGUACUACCCUUCGUUAACGUUGCCGCAAAGCCGCCGAUCGCCUCCGAACGAAAUUCGUCCAAUUGCGGGUGUCUAUCCGACGAUGAAUAUGGUGAUGCCGGCAUCACGACAAUUCACACCACGACCACAGCACAGCACCGGGUACAGCAGUGCCAAGGCGGCUAAAUCGCUUCGAUAAAGAAGCAUACAAAUAGCAGCAUGUUGCCGCAUGGCAACGAUGGGUAGUAUGUCCUUCAACGGUGGAAAAUCGCAAACAAAUCGUACGGUAAUACAUUACGAUAAGUAUAAACCUUAAUCGAACUAACAACAACUGAUUGUAGUGCAGUAACGCGUAACACAUAGCGCAAACCUAGACAACCUUUACCAUACAACAACAAAAAACAUACUAUUAGGGGUUAUAAUGU